GACCAACAAAACUCGGAACCAACCCUCCCCCACAUUCGAAACAAUAACAACAUAAACACAAGCUAUUCCUCUCAUUCUUCACAUAAAUUCACUUCCCCUUUUCUUUUCUUUUUUUUCCAAAUGCUUUUGUUGUCUGUUAUUUUUUCCUUCUGACUCCAAAUUUUGAGUUUUGAGUUUUGAGUUAGAGAGUUGCACGUACCCACCGCUUCUCUUCCUCUGUUUCCAUCUCAAAAUUCUCUCUUUCUCUCUCUGCAAAUCUUGCUUUUCACUCUUUCUGUCUCAAUUCCUUUCUAACGUAACAACGUAAGAGAGACAGAGAAAGAAGAAACCUAUUUUUUUUUUUCUUGUUUACCUUACUUGUUGUUCUGUCCGAUCAAACCCUUCACUUUUUUUUUCUCUUGUCCCUCAGAGAUCUACUCGACUUGUUUUCCAGCAAAUUUUCCUAGGAAAAUCUGGAGAACCGAUAAAAGAUGAAGAGAGUAAGGGAUGACAUUUAUGCUGGUUCUGGCUCUCAAUUCAAACGCCCCUUUAGUUCCUCACGUGGUGAUUCCUAUGGCCAAACCCAAGUCCCUGGAGGAGGAGGAGGAGGAGGAGGAGGAGGAGGAGGAGGGGGAGGAGGAGGAGGAGGAGGUAGUGUUGGUGGGGGAGCAACUACUUCCCAGAAACUGACUACCAAUGAUGCCUUAUCCUAUUUGAAGGAAGUGAAAGACAUGUUUCAGGACAAAAGAGAAAAAUAUGACAUGUUCCUUGAGGUCAUGAAAGAUUUCAAGGCUCAAAGGACUGACACGGCUGGUGUCAUAGCAAGGGUGAAGGAGCUAUUCAAAGGGCACAACAAUUUGAUUUUUGGAUUUAACACUUUCCUGCCAAAGGGAUAUGAGAUAACCCUUGACGAGGAUGAGGCUCCUCCAAAGAAAACUGUUGAAUUUGAAGAAGCUAUUAGUUUUGUGAACAAGAUAAAGAAACGAUUCCAAAGUGAUGAGCAUGUUUACAAAUCGUUCUUGGACAUUUUGAAUAUGUACCGCAAAGAGCAUAAGGACAUCGGUGAAGUUUAUAGUGAGGUUGCUACCCUGUUUAAGGAUCAUCGAGAUUUGCUUGAGGAGUUCACUAGAUUCUUACCAGAUACUUCCGCAGCACCUUCUACACAGCAUGCUCCAUAUGCUCGAAAUUCAUUGCAGCGCUUUAGUGAGCGGAGUUCUAUGGCACCCAUGAUGCGGCAAAUGCAAGUAGACAAGACACAACGAUAUCGACGAGAGAGGCUUCCUUCUCAUGACCGUGAGCGUGAUCUGAGUGUUGAACACCCUGAGCUGGAUGAUGACAAAACAAUGAUGAACAUGCACAAGGAGCAGAGGAAACGUGAGAGUAAGGAUAGGAGGAUUCGUGAUCAGGAUGAGAGAGAACCUGAUCUUGAUAACAGCAGGGAUUUGAACUUGCAGCGCUUUCCUGAGAAAAAGAAAUCUGUCAAGAAGGCUGAAGGUUUUGGGUUGGCUUCAGACUUUUCUUCUAAUGAAGACAAGGAUACCUUAAAGAACAUGUAUAGUCAAGCAUUCAGUUUCUGUGAGAAAGUUAAGGAGAAGUUGAACAGUGCUGAUGACUACCAAGCUUUCUUGAAGUGCCUUCAUAUUUUCAGCAGUGGAAUAAUAAAAAGGAAUGAUUUGCAAAAUUUGGUAACCGAUUUACUUGGAAAGCAUCCUGAUCUUAUGGAGGAAUUCAAUGAUUUCCUGGAGCGUUGUGAAAAUAUUGAUGGGUUCCUUGCUGGUGUCAUGAGUAAAAAGUCACUGUCUACUGAUGGUCAUUUAUCAAGAUCAUCAAAGUUGGAGGACAAAGACAAAGAGCAGAAGCGUGAGAUGGAUGGAGCUAAAGAGAAGGAAAGAUACAGGGAGAAGUACAUGGGAAAAUCCAUUCAAGAACUUGACCUUAGUGACUGUAAACGUUGCACUCCCAGCUACCGGCUUCUACCUGCAGAUUAUCCAAUUCCUACAGCUAGUCAGAGAUCUGAGCUUGGUGCUCAAGUAUUGAAUGAUCACUGGGUAUCUGUGACUUCAGGAAGUGAGGAUUACUCUUUCAAACAUAUGCGCAGGAAUCAAUACGAAGAGAGCUUGUUCAGAUGUGAAGAUGACAGAUUUGAGCUGGACAUGUUAUUAGAGUCUGUGAGUUCUGCAGCUAAACGUGUAGAGGAAUUAUAUAAUAACAUGAAUGAAAAUAAGAUCAAUAUGGAGACUCUGAACCGUAUUGAAGAUUACUUUACUGUUCUAAAUUUAAGGUGCAUUGAACGUCUAUAUGGUGACCAUGGUCUUGACGUUAUAGACAUAUUGCGUAAAAACCCAACUCAUGCGCUCCCUGUAAUAUUGACUCGACUGAAGCAGAAACAGGAGGAGUGGAGUCGGUGUCGUUCAGAUUUCAAUAAAGUUUGGGCUGAAAUUUAUUCUAAAAAUCACUACAAAUCACUUGAUCAUCGUAGCUUCUAUUUCAAGCAACAAGAUUCCAAGAACGUGGGCGCAAAAUCUUUUGUGGCUGAGAUUAAAGAAAUUAAAGAGAAGCAGCAGAAAGAGGAUGAUAUUCUUCAGUCUAUUGCAGCUGGAAAUAAACAGCCUCUAAUUCCACAUCUGGAUUUUGAAUAUUCUGAUGCUGGUAUUCAUGAUGAUCUGUAUAAACUAGUUCGGUAUUCAUGUGAAGAGGUAUUCUCAAGUAAAGAGCUAUUAAAUAAGAUUAUGAGGCUCUAUAGUACCUUCUUGGAGCCUAUGCUUGAUGUUCCUUCUCAUGGAACAGAAAGGGCAGAGGACAGGAAAGCAGGUCAUAAUGUUCGCAAUUUUGUUGCACCAAAUAUAGUGGGUGAUGGAAGCACUAAUGGAGACUCUAUUCCAAUAAAUUCAAGGUUACCAAAAUCUGAUAAGAAUGAGGCUGAUGGUAGAGUAACUGAGGUAAAGAAUGUUCACCGGACUAGUGUAGCAGCCAGUGAUAAAGAAAAUGGACCUGUUGGUGGUGAGCUUGUUAGUAGAGAUGAUCCGUUAAUGGAAAAAGCGCAGAAAAAUGUAGAAUUCAGUGAUAAAGCCUCGGGGUUUAGUAAACCAUUUGCCUCUGAUGAGCAAGGAGCUAAAAACAGUGCACCAACUGCAAUUAGAGGAGAAAACAGCAUAAGCAGAACCAACCUAGAUUCAACUCCAGGCUGUGUCCUUACUCCAUCACGACCUAAUGAUGCUGAUGAUUCUGUGGCCAAGUCUCAGAGUGUUAAUGUACCAUUGGUGGAGGGAUGUGACAUUGCAGCUCCAGUACCAGUGGCCAAUGGGGUGCUAAUUGAGAGCAGUAAUGUUAAAAGCCAUGAAGAAUCUGCUGGGCCUUGCAAAAUUGAAAAGGAAGAGGGUGAAUUAUCACCAAAUGGUGAUUCUGAGGAGGAUAACUUUGUUGCUUAUGCAGAUUCAAAUGGGCAGUCAAUGCCUAAGUCAAAGCACAAUAUGGAAAGAAGGAAAUAUCAGUCUAGAAAUGGAGAGGACGAGUGCUGUCCAGAGGCUGGAGGUGAUAAUGAUGCAGAUGCUGAUGAUGAGGACAGUGAAAAUGUUUCUGAAGGUGGUGAAGAUGUCUCAGGCAGUGAGUCUGCUGGUGAUGAAUGCUUUCGGGAUGAUCACGAGGAGGAAGAAGAUAUAGAACACGAUGAUGUUGAUGGUAAGGCUGAGAGUGAAGGUGAAGCUGAGGGGAUGUGUGAUGCACAAGCUGGCGGAGAUGGCUCAUCAUUACCGUUGUCAGAAAAGUUCCUUUCGUCUGUGAAACCUCUCACAAAGCAUGUCUCAGCAGUUUCAUUUGUUGAAGAAAUGAAGGAUUCAAGGGUGUUUUACGGAAAUGAUGAUUUCUAUGUACUUUUUAGGCUUCAUCAAAUUCUUUAUGAAAGGAUCUUAUCAGCAAAAACAAAUUCAAUGAGUGCAGAAAUGAAAUGGAAAGCAAAAGAUACUAGUUCCCCAGAUCCUUAUUCAAGAUUUAUGAAUGCGUUGUACAACUUGCUUGACGGAUCUGCCGAGAAUGCAAAGUUUGAAGAUGAAUGCCGAGCUAUUAUUGGGAAUCAGUCAUAUGUGUUAUUCACAUUGGACAAGUUAAUAUAUAAAUUGGUCAGACAGCUUCAAACUGUUGCAACCGAUGAGUUAGACAAUAAACUACUCCAAUUAUAUGAGUAUGAAAAGUCUCGGAAACCUGGGAAAUUAAUUGAUUCAGUAUAUCAUGCAAAUGCACAUGUCAUCCUUCAUGAGGAGAAUAUAUACCGUUUGCAAUGUUCCUCUACCCCCACUCGUCUAUCCAUCCAGCUCAUGGACAACAUGAAUGAAAAGCCUGAGUUGUUUGCGGUUUCUAUUGAUCCGAAUUUUUCUUUUUAUCUGCACAAUGAGUUUCUGUCUGUCAUUCCUGGCAAAAAAGAACCCCAUGGCAUUAUAAUGCAAAGAAACAAACGCAAAUAUGGAGACGUAGAUGAGCUUUCUGCAAUAUGCUCUGCCAUGGAAGGUGUUAAAGUGAUUAAUGGAUUGGAAUGUAAGAUAGCUUGCAACUCAUCCAAGAUUUCCUAUGUUCUUGACACACAAGAUUUUUUCUUCCGUCCUAGGAAGAAAAGACGAACAUCAUCAGGGACCACAUCCUCACAGCAUCGAAGGGAUAGAGAGGAAAGAUUCCGCAGAAUGUUGGCAUGCUCCUAAUUUGUAUCUAAAGAGUUGUUCUCUCUGACACAUCUAUUAGACUCACAUACAUAACUUCUAUGUUUAUAAAGAGUCUUGGUGUACCAACCUUGGAACCCUUUGGUUUCACAAUUUUAUUGUCUGUGAUAAUGUACUUGAAUUUUCACAUGAAAGUGGAGGAGGAGGGGAGAAUAUUGAUGGGACUGUGUAAUAUUUCUAUGAGGUCUCAUCUUCCUUUGUAAAUAGUUUACUUCAUUAUAAUAUUUGUAGAAUAUUGUUUACCAAAUUGAUCUUGUCCUUCAUUUGUUGCAACACAA
Molecule: messenger RNA, 4963 nt
Organism: Gastrolobium bilobum
Lineage: Eukaryota; Viridiplantae; Streptophyta; Magnoliopsida; Fabales; Fabaceae
Product: paired amphipathic helix protein Sin3-like 2
Exons: 23
Coding region: 471-4667 (1398 amino acids)
Biological process (GO): negative regulation of transcription by RNA polymerase II
Cellular component (GO): chromatin; histone deacetylase complex
Molecular function (GO): transcription corepressor activity
Source: RefSeq, a predicted model, not a curated record